Molecule: messenger RNA, 963 nt
Organism: Homarus americanus (American lobster)
Lineage: Eukaryota; Metazoa; Arthropoda; Malacostraca; Decapoda; Nephropidae
Product: tigger transposable element-derived protein 1-like
Exons: 1
Coding region: 1-963 (320 amino acids)
Cellular component (GO): nucleus
Molecular function (GO): DNA binding
Source: RefSeq, a predicted model, not a curated record
AUGUUUAAGAUUAGAAGUGGCACAAAGUAUGCAAAGUAUCAGGGUGAGGUGUCUGCUGACUUAGUGGCUGCAAAUUCCUUCCCUGAAAUUGCCAAUCAAAUCAUUCAAGAGGGAGGUUAUACCCUGGAUCAGAUUUUUAACUGUGACAAGACCGGGUUGUUUUGGAAAAAAUCCCUUAAAGCAACAUUUAUCUCUAAGAAAGAAAAACAGGCAAAAGGUGUGAAAAUGGCAAAGGAUCGCUUUAGUGUCCUCCUAACCUGUAAUGCUUCAGGUGACUGCCUCAUGAAGCCUCUGGUGAUCUACAAAUAUAAAAGACCAAGAGCUUACAAGGGAUGUGACAUGUCCAAACUGAAUGUCUACUGGGAAAAGACAAGUAAAGGCUACAUGUCCACGGAGUUAUCAAAGAAGUGGUUUGAUGAUUGUUUUGUUGAGGAUGCCAAAGAAUACUGCCGGAAGAAGAAUGUAUUCUUCAAAGUGGUGCUCUUUCUAGACAAUGCCCCCAGUCAUGCACGAUUUCUAGUAGGUCGUCACCCUAGCGUCGAGGUUGUGUUUCUACCACCAAAUACAACCUCCAAAAUACAGCCACUAGACCAAGAAAUCAUAGCGAAUGUAAAGUUGCUGUACUACAAAUAUGUCCAUGACAAGAUGAGGAAGGAAACUGAUAAGCAAGAAGAAGUGAAGGAAAUUGCUGAAACUGUGAGCAGUAGCGAGGAGGAGGAGGAGGAGGGUCCUCCCCUCGCCGCCUCCGCUGUUCCGCCUGGCUCACUCACAGCCUCCACCUCCGCUGUUCCGCCUGACUCACUCACAGCCUCCACCUCUGCUGUUCCGCCUGACUCACUCACACCCUCCACCUCCGCUGCUCCGCCUGACUCACUCACACCCUCCGCCUCCGCUGCUCCACCUGGCUCACCUGCAGCCCCCACCAUCCCUGCUCCACCUGGCGUACCUUCACCUCAACAAUGA